This is a messenger RNA of Haliotis rubra (blacklip abalone), 1014 nucleotides long. RefSeq names its product probable RNA-binding protein EIF1AD. The coding region runs from base 100 to 597 and encodes 165 amino acids. Gene Ontology annotation, molecular function: translation initiation factor activity; RNA binding. The record is from RefSeq and is a predicted model, not a curated record. Lineage: Eukaryota; Metazoa; Mollusca; Gastropoda; Lepetellida; Haliotidae. Gene Ontology annotation, biological process: translational initiation. The transcript is spliced from 4 exons. Gene Ontology annotation, cellular component: nucleus.
UUGUCCAUGUGUUGAGCAAUGUUUUAGUCUGCUUCAACGUGCUUUCAGUUUAACUUGAGGUUUCAUCAUAACACACGUUAACAUACUGAUUUGUGUGAAAUGUCCAAGGCUACAAAGAGAAAGCAUGUCGUAAAAGAGGUUCUUAAUGAUUAUGUUCUUCCCGAAGGAGACCAAGAGAUCGUCAGGGUUACAGCCAGUCGAGGCAACAACCUUCAUGAAGUAGAGACAGCAGGAAGCACCAGAUACCUUGUCAGUAUGCCCACCAGGUUCAGAAAGAAUGUGUGGAUAAAGAGAGGAGACUUUGUGCUGGUGGAGCCUAUUGCUGAAGGAGACAAGGUGCGAGCAGAGAUCCUCAGCAUCCUGUACAAGGACCAGAUCAAGCACAUCAAGGAUGAAGGGCUGUGGCCACCUGCAUUCCAGGAGGGAACGAACCAGGGCAAAAGUGAAACGAUUCCUGAUGACAUGCUGCCACCCAGUGAUGACUCGGAUGAAGAUCUGGCGGACAUGGUUGUAAAUACCAACAGACCACAGGUGGUGUAUGAAGACAGAGAUUCCUCAGACGAAGACGACACAGUUGAGGAUGACGGAAACAGCUGACAUCACCAAGUCAUUCCUCAUCAGGGAUAUGUACAUAGGACUCAUUAAAUGUUGAGUCAAUAUGGUUAUCAUGUUCUCAGUAUUGCAGAAGUGAAUGUGACUCGGUGAAGCGUGACUCUCUAUCAACAGCUUUUUGUCGUCACAAAUGACAAGAUAAUAGUGAGUCAUUAAAACAUAUGGAAAUUGUUAAACAACAAGGAUUUAUUGUGUAAUGGAUGAUGAGGACUCUUCCUUUCACAGAUAUUAUCAAUCAUUGACAUCAAGUCCCCAUGUUUCAUGAUGUAUUGGAUACAGAUUGCUCCUGGUAACCAGGAUGAUGUAAAUAACAAACUUCAUCAUGCACAAGUAUUGUUCAUGAAAAUACAAUGUUUACAAUGUUUUGUACAUAUUAUCAGUGUAAUAAAUGUUAAAACAUGA